AUGGGCAGGCGACCUGCUCGGUGCUACCGUCAGAUCAAGAACAAGCCGUACCCGAAGUCGCGCUACUGCCGGGGCGUCCCGGACCCGAAGAUCCGCAUCUUCGACGUGGGGCAGAAGAAGCGCGGCGUCGACGAGUUCCUGCUGUGCGUGCACCUGGUGAGCUGGGAGAAAGAGAACGUGUCGAGCGAGGCGCUGGAGGCGGCCCGGAUCGCGUGCAACAAGUACAUGGCGAAGCACGCGGGCAAGGACGCGUUCCACCUCCUCGUGCGCGCGCACCCGUUCCACGUCCUCCGCAUCAACAAGAUGCUCUCCUGCGCGGGCGCCGACCGCCUGCAGACCGGCAUGCGCGGCGCCUUCGGCAAGCCCACGGGGACGUGCGCCCGCGUCCGCAUCGGCCAGGUGCUGCUCUCCGUGCGCUGCCGGGACGCGCACGCGCCGCAGGCGCACGAGGCGCUGCGCAGGGCCAAGUUCAAGUUCCCCGGCCGCCAGCGGAUCAUCACCAGCGGCAAGUGGUACGUACAGGGGGUUCACCUAGUUCUCUCGCGCGGAGUACCUGAGGGUCAAGAGCGAGGGACGUGUAGUCCCCGAUGGAUCCAAUGCCAAGACGGCUGGGACGCCGGACGUGUGCCAGCCUUCGGUCUUCAGGUCUUCGAGAGGUCUGAUGAGGACAUGCAGACGCACUACACCGGGAGUUGCUCAAUAAUACACGGCCAUGGCCUGGGCUGCCCUAGCGCUGGGUCCGCCCCUGGUGCUGGUGGAUUGAGGUGUACUUUUAAGCAUCCAAAUAAGGCCUUACUUAGAGCUGUCAGAAUCGUGGACGAGAGCACCAAGAAGGCGGUGGCCGUUGACCCUGUGGAACCGGAGAAGAUUCUCAAGGCGGCCGGCGAGGUUGGCGCCUACGUUGACUGCGUUCUCACCACCCAUCACCACUGGGAUCAUGCUGGUGGCAAUGAGAAGAUGAGACUGCAGGUGCCAGGGAUAAAGGUUUUUGGAGGAUCACUGGACAAUGUGAAAGGCUGCACUGAUCAGGUGGAGAAUGGAACGAAGUUGUCACUUGGGAAGGACAUUGAGAUACUAUGCCUACACACGCCUUGCCACACUAAAGGUCAUAUUAGCUACUAUGUUACUAGUAAGGAGGAGGAAGAUCCAGCGGUCUUCACUGGAGAUACCUUGUUCAUUGCUGGUUGUGGGAAGUUUUUUGAGGGUACUGCAGAGCAAAUGUAUCAGUCCCUUAUUGUUACACUGGGUUCGCUGCCAAAGUCAACUCGAGUUUACUGUGGGCAUGAGUACACUGUGAAGAACCUAAAAUUCAUAAUGACAGUCGAGCCAGAGAAUGAGAAGACGAAACAGAAACUGGAAUGGGCUGAAAAGCAGCGCGAAGCGAAUCAGCCAACAGUGCCCUCGACUAUAGGAGAUGAGUUUGAGAUAAAUACAUUCAUGCGUGUUGAUCUACCAGAAAUACAGGCGAAAUUCGGUGCCAACUCUCCAGUUGAAGCACUGAGAGAGGUCAGGAAGACCAAGGAUAACUGGAAAGGUUGA
This is a messenger RNA of Miscanthus lutarioriparius, 1539 nucleotides long. NCBI's taxonomy places the organism in Eukaryota, Viridiplantae, Streptophyta, Magnoliopsida, Poales, Poaceae. The record is from the annotation of a GenBank genome assembly.